UUUCAGUCCAGGUGCUGCAAGAUCAGACCGGACCGACAGAAGACGGGAGCGUGCACCGGCAGGUCUGCUUUAAGAUUGGCGACCAGGCCAGAGACCCAAAAAACCACCCCCUGACCCUGGACGCCGGAUCCCCAAACCCUGCCCCUCCAGACCCCCUCGACGCGAGAUGGCCGACGACAACGGCGGCGGCGGCGACGACUACGUCAGCGAGGCCGUCCGCCCCGAGGGUGAUACACAUACGCGUGAAGAGGGAUUGUCAAAAUCCAGGGAUAGAGACAGAGAAAAAGACAAGGAUAAGGAGCGCCAUAGGGACCGUGACAGAGAUAGAGGAAGAGACAGAGAUCGGGGUCGGGACAGGGAUCUAGACAAGGAUCGGGACAGGGACAAGGAUCGGGAUCGUCACCAAAGGCAUCACCGUGACAAAAGGGAGCACCGAGACCGUCCUGAUGAUCAUGAUCGUCACAGAAGCCGUGAUUCUGAAAGGAGAAGGGACCGCGAGAGAGAUGGAUAUCGCAGGCAUCGCUCUCGUUCACGGUCUCGUUCAAGGGGCAGGGAUGAUCACAGAUCUCGAUCUCAUUCAAAAAGCAAGCGAGUCAGUGGAUUCGACCUGGGACCAACAGCACAAUCCGUACUUCCUCAGUUCCCUGCCAUUCCAACCCCAAGUCAGUUACCGGGCUCUUCUAUUCCUGGAAUGUUCCCGAACAUGCUCCCUUUUGCUGUUGGACAGUUCAAUCCCCUCGUCAUGCAGCCACAAGCCAUGACUCAACAGCAUAUUUUUCCUCAGGCUACUCGGCAUGCUCGGCGUGUUUAUGUCGGUGGCCUUCCCCCAUCUGCUAAUGAACAGUCUGUUGCAAUAUACUUUAAUCAAGUCAUGGCUGCUAUUGGAGGAAACACUGCUGGUCCAGGUGAUGCUGUUCUUAAUGUGUACAUAAACCAUGACAAGAAAUUCGCUUUUGUGGAGAUGAGGUCUGUGGAGGAAGCAAGCAAUGCAAUGGCACUGGAUGGCAUUUUGUUUGAAGGUGCACCAGUGAAGGUUAGAAGACCAACAGACUAUAACCCUUCUCUGGCAGCUGCCCUGGGCCCAAGCCAGCCAAGCUCCAAUUUGAAUCUUGCUGCGGUUGGCCUAACACCAGGUUCAGCCGGAGGGUUAGAAGGCCCGGACCGUAUUUUUGUGGGUGGUCUCCCCUAUUACUUCACAGAGGCUCAAGUUCGGGAGCUGCUUGAAUCAUUUGGGCCUCUUCGAGGAUUUGAUCUUGUGAAAGAUAGGGAAACUGGUAACUCAAAGGGCUAUGCGUUCUGUGUCUACCAGGACCUCAAUGUCACUGACAUAGCCUGCGCUGCUCUAAAUGGUAUCAAGAUGGGAGACAAAACUCUUACGGUCAGACGAGCAAACCAGGGCUCAGCCCAACCUAGACCAGAGCAGGAAAAUAUCCUGUUGCAGGCACAGCAACAGGUGCAGUUACAGAAACUUGUGUAUCAAGUUGGAGCGCUCCCUACAAAGGUUGUAUGCCUGACCCAGGUAGUUACUGCUGAUGAAUUAAAAGAUGAUGAAGAAUAUGAGGACAUUAUGGAGGACAUGAGGUUGGAAGCUGGGAAAUAUGGUAACUUGGUGAAAGUUGUCAUCCCACGUCCUCAUCCGAGUGGAGAGCCAGUUUCUGGAGUUGGAAAGGUGUUCUUAGAGUAUGCAGAUGUUGAUGGUUCCACCAAAGCAAAGACGGCGAUGCACGGAAGGAAAUUCGGUGGAAACCCAGUUGUUGCGGUCUUCUACCCCGAGAACAAGUUUGCUGAUGAGGACUAUGACGCGGCAGCAUAAAUUAUCUCUCUUUUCCAAUGACAAUAGUGCUUUGUGUAGUUUGUUCGAGUUACAGCAACGUUUUCCCUUCUAGUCGAGCUUUCUUGUAGCCCUGGAUUUAUGCAGAACCGCCAGUUAUUAAUAUUGGAAGAUAGAUUGCCUAAA
Aegilops tauschii subsp. strangulata is the source of this 1957-nucleotide messenger RNA. Its product is annotated as splicing factor U2af large subunit B. The record is from RefSeq and is a predicted model, not a curated record. Gene Ontology annotation, molecular function: RNA binding. Gene Ontology annotation, cellular component: nucleus. NCBI's taxonomy places the organism in Eukaryota, Viridiplantae, Streptophyta, Magnoliopsida, Poales, Poaceae. Gene Ontology annotation, biological process: mRNA processing.